Molecule: messenger RNA, 540 nt
Organism: Colletotrichum karsti
Lineage: Eukaryota; Fungi; Ascomycota; Sordariomycetes; Glomerellales; Glomerellaceae
Exons: 1
Coding region: 1-540 (179 amino acids)
Source: RefSeq, a predicted model, not a curated record
AUGAUUAUACAAACUCUCAUCAAAGCCACUAUUCUCGCCGCCACAGCGUCGGCGGCCAACAUUCCCAUGAAAAGAGACGCUGCUGACAGCUUCCGCUUGUGGGCAAACACGACCUACCCUGAUCUCCCGCCAGACUUUGGCCCGAACGUCCAGGGCUAUGAGCUCAGCUACAACCCAAACGCCGACUGUCAGGCUGACGUGACCCUCGUCCCUGCGGGUCAAGGAUCGGUCUUCCGCAGCGACGGCGACACUGUUGGCGUCACCCACUUCAGUGACGAAUCCUCUCCUUCCGCAAGCUUGAUCAUCAUCCCUGGAGGUACGUCUACAGUACCGGAUGGUAGACCGAUCAAACUGAAGUGCGCGCCCGGUACUCCGGGGGUUUUGGUGACGGAAAAGGGACUGGAUUAUCCAAAGGAAACCGGCUCGAACGGUGGAUUUAUGGCGUGCAAAGAGGACGGUGGCCUGCAGUUGGCCUUCUUCAGACAGGGUCAGAGGCCUCUUUACGGUUGUACUGUGGUCCAGCUUCUCCCGAAAUACUAG